Messenger RNA from Carassius gibelio (silver crucian carp), 4187 nucleotides. RefSeq names its product angiomotin-like 2a. The coding region runs from base 349 to 2493 and encodes 714 amino acids. The transcript has 11 exons. Gene Ontology annotation, biological process: regulation of cell migration; actin cytoskeleton organization; hippo signaling. Gene Ontology annotation, cellular component: plasma membrane; bicellular tight junction; cytoplasmic vesicle. The record is from RefSeq and is a predicted model, not a curated record. Lineage: Eukaryota; Metazoa; Chordata; Actinopteri; Cypriniformes; Cyprinidae.
CAAGCGGAACUGUUUUUGAUCCCCGAGGGACGCAGCCUUCACAUUCCACGCAUUCCAGAGGCCGUGAACAAUCGGAGCUCGGUCAUUUAUUAGCAGAGCCCCUCCCGUCCUGAGCUCAGUCUGCUGGAGGAGCUCUCCAGACGCGCACGCAGCUCAAACACACGCAUGGAAAUAAAAGCCGUACUCAACGAAUUUCCUUAAGGAUUAUAUUGUUUACGAGAUAAUACAAGUACAGAAAGACGUCUACUACUUUAAUUCGUUAUGCGAUUGUGACUUGGUUCACAGUCUAGUCCAAAAAUCUCUCCUAACACGCUAUUAUUGAUUGCUGCCUGCAAAACAAAGACUGAAAUGAGAACGGCAGAGGAUUCAUCAGGCACGGUGCUACACCGACUGAUUCAAGAGCAGCUUCGUUAUGGGAACCCUACUGAUCCUACUCUGUUGGCUAUCCAGCAGCAGGCUCUGCGUGGAAGCAGCAGUGGUGGAGGUGCAGGAAGCACUCGUUCAUCCCUGGAAAGCCUUACACAAGAGGAAUCACUUUCUCCCCAGUUGACCACCCGGCAGGAGCCCCAGGGCCAAGAGCACCAGGGGGACUACCAGCAUUCAGAGAGUGAUGUCUGCCAAAUGUAUCAGCUCCACACAGAGGAGUUGCCUACUUAUGAGGAAGCAAAGGCUCAUUCACAGUACCUGGCCUACCAGAGAGGUCAAGUAGGGCUUCUGCACGGCAGCCUGGAGACCCCUGGAGUGGUUGGAGGAACCGAGCAGGAAGAGAGAAUGUGGGGUGUGAAGCGGGAGCAUGCUCGCUCGCUCAGCGAACACCUCAUGCAGCUCUCGCUGGAGAGGAACUGUGCCCAUGACAAUAUUCCCAUGAGCUCAUCGCAUAGCUACCCCCAGCUCUCCAAUAACCACUCUGGUCCCGUUGUGAACGAGAGGUCAAUUCAUGAGCAAGACCAACGCGGUCCACCUCCGGAGUACCCCUUCAUGGUCAGAUCCUCUGGAUAUAUGCUUAGUCAUUCACAGGAACAUGGGCACUAUUACAAAGAGCCUCCCCCUGCUUUCCACUCACAGCAUCACUGGUUAUUUCCAACCCAGCCGCAAGCGCCUUGCCAUAGCGGCCUGCCCUCGUUGACCCCUGCUGGCCAGGAUGUCAUUGUUGGAGGAUACAGCAUCCCGGUGAACAACUGCCAAAUGGAGCAGCUCAUUAAAGAGAAUGAGAGACUGAAAGGAGAAGUAGAGAGCUACAGCGAGAAGGCAGCAAGGCUUCAGAAGCUCGAACAGGAGAUUCAGAGGAUAUCGGAGGCUUAUGAGACUCUUAUGAAGGGAUCUGCAAAGAGAGAAGCCCUUGAGAAAACCAUGAGGAACAAGCUUGAGAGUGAGAUCAAGCGACUUCAUGACUUCAACAGAGAUCUCAGGGACCGCCUGGAAACAGCCAACAAACAGAGAGCAGUCAUGGAAGUUGAAGACAAGAGUCGGCAUGCCUUCGCUAAACUGGUUGAGCAAAAUGAAGAUCAACUUCAUGAGCGGGAACUUAUGGAAAAAGAGUUGCAGCAUCUGCGGGUCUCAGGAGAAGAAUGGAAGAGGUGGCGAGAAGCCUUGGAGAAAGCCCUGAUGUCCGCUCAGACCCGAAAUAGGCAGCUGGAAGAAGAGUUACGCAGGAAAAGAGCUUAUGUGGAGAAGGUGGAGAGAAUGCAGAGCGCCCUUGCACAGUUGCAGGCGGCAUGUGAGAAGAGGGAGGCACUGGAGUUACGACUACGGACCAGACUGGAGCAGGAACUCAAGAGCCUGAGAAGACAGCAGUGGCAGUCUCAAGCCCAGCAAACGAGUCCUGGGUCCUACUCGGACCUUAACGUGUCAUCGCUGCAUCAGCAGCUGAGGGAGAGAGAGGAGCAGGUUCUGGCCCUGGAGGCUGACAUAACCCGCUGGGAGCAAAAGUAUCUUGAGGAGAGCACGAUGCGUCAAUUUGCCAUGGAUGCUGCUGCCACUGCUGCAGCUCAGAGGGAUACAACAAUCAUCAACCAUUCACCUCGCCAUUCACCCAAUAGCAGCUUCAAUGAGGACCUGCUGUCCCCCAACCACAGGCAUCAGGAGAUGGAAAACCGGAUUCGGGUGCUUUAUGCUCAACUUUUGGAGAAAGAUGCCAUUAUAAAGGUCAUGCAGCAGCGGUCACGGCGAGAGCAAGGCCGACCUGAGUCUAAAGGCCUACGACCCGCUCAAUCUGUUCCCUCCAUCAACACCGUUUCCACAGCUAGCACCACCAAAACCAAAGGGAAGAGCCUCUCAGAUGACCAGACGGCAGCCGCGUCGUUGCCCCAUCCUCUCACCAAAACCCAGUGUCAAGACAGUAGCACCCAGUGUGAAGAACCUUCAGACGAGUCCAAUCCUAAGACAGAACCUGCUCCAGAACCUUCCAUUGCUCCCAGUUCUGAUUCCACUCCUCUCAACAAAACUCAGAUCAGCAGCGCUGUUGAAAAUGACAUGGUGGAGAUUCUCAUAUGAGAUGAACAAUGUUCAGCUUGAUGCUGCCUGCUGGUCUUAUGCAGAAAAGAUUGUCUCCGUGGGGCUCCAUCUGAGGACCAACCAUAUCAAGAGAUGUGUUUGCUUUGAGAAGGAGCACACUAUUGCAGCCGGUCAGUUUUGUAACAGACCGAGAGAAGAACUGAUUUUGGGAGUAACCAUAAACCGAUCCUUGGUGAAGGAGAGCUGAGCUCUCUUGACAGUUCCUCUACUCUCAUCCUGGACUGUGAGAACUAUGGAACAUGGACAGUUCUCUACACAGCUCCAAAAGGCUUAAGUGCUUAUAUACACAUUGUAUAUGUUGAUGUUCUUUUGUAUUUAUAAGUAUUGCUGCUGACUGUGUGACAGAAUGGAGAGAUAGGAAGAAAUAUCCCACUGUUGUGAAACUUUUGUUUUUGCAUUUGUUUUCCUUUAAGGAACAACCUAGUGCAGUGGUUUUUUUUUUUUUUUUUUUUUUUUUAAACCAACUAAGUAUACCAACCCAUGUAUGACUAUAUCCCACAUUCCAUUGAUAAAUGCACAGACAAAUAUAUCUCUAACUUUAAGUGCUCCAUGUAUAGUACAUGUACCAUCGCAACUGUUUCAUUCUUAAAUAUCAAGAAAAAAUAGUUUGGAUUGUAGUUUGAAACAACACCGUUUGAACCUGGAGGCCUGGGAUUAGACUAUUUACCAGAAUAGUUGGGUAAAUACCUUCACUAGCACUCCCUUUGACUAAAUUAUCAUUACAGUUGGCGUUCUUACUAUAACUGACUGACAGCGGGCGAUUCUGGCUCCCUGAUUUAAGCAGAGGAAUGGGAAGCUUCUUUUAGUGACACUUAGGGCAAAUGUUACCCUUAGUGGGGACGGGGCUGAUGUUUCAGAUGCCAUAUUAUUAUUAUUUUGCACCCAGAACAGCAACCAUCAUGCUUGCCACUCCUAUGCAGACAAGCCGGAGCUAAUCUUCCCACAUUCCUCCGUGGCGGAAUGUCCCUGCACAGAGGAAAAAGGCUAUUUGCAGUCUGGACCUUUGGCCUUAUUCAGAAUGGCUAGCAUUUAGACUACCAUCCCUUUUUGGAUCCAUUUAUUUCCAUAGUGCUGCAGCAGCUGGUUCUAUUGUAAGCAUUCUAUGCUAGUUUGAUUAUGUGACUCCGAGGUUCUCCAAUGUGACUAGCCUUGAUUUCUGAGACAGAGACUUUUCUGCCUGUUCUCAAUCAAGACUACACUUGCGUUAUGAUGGGAUAAUGGUAUAACUGUUACCGUGAAAACAAAGUCUUAUCUAUGUGGGUAAUAAGUAUCAUACCAUGUUAAUUUAACCUUUCUCACUAUCAUUAAAUGCUACUUUGAUUUCCCUAUUGGCUCUGAUACAAAGCACUUGCUGGUCAGUGCCUUGUAGUGGAGUCAUGCUUGUUUUGUUCAUUACUUUGACUGUUUACAGAAAGGGCUGUUUAGAAACGAGAUAAUUUAAUAUAUUUUGUAUAUUAUUUUACUUUUUGGUAUUUAGUAAUGUGAACAUGCCAAAGAUUUGCAUUACAACUAAAUUAUAUAAUAAAAGUAUGAGUAUUAGUAACGUGAAAUGUAGAUACGCAGUUGACCCAUAUUUGGAUGUUGCUGUGAACUUCAAGAAUGGGCAGUUGUUUUGUAUGUCAUUAACAUUUCAGUAAUUUGAAUAAAACUUUUAAUAUAUAAGUUUAUAAAGA